GGUGUAAAGUUAGAUCACCACACUCCUAAUCACUUAUAUAUACAUGUCCUAUGCACUAGUCAUUUUGUGGCAUAAACACGAGGAGAGAGAGAGAGAGAGAGAGAUGGGAAAGCAGGAGCAGAAUAAUGGUGAGGCCGUAAGAUUGUUUGAGACGAGAGAAGCGAGGUUCAGAGGCAUUUAUAGGGUGUUUGCGAGCACAAUAAUGGUGGGGAUAUGCUUGAUAUGGUUUUACAGAUUGAAGAACAUUAUUCCAAGAACUACUGGAUAUCAUGAUGAUCAUCAGCCUGCAGAAGGGAGAAGAUGGGCUUGGAUUGGAAUGUUCAUGGCGGAAGUAGGUUUCGGAUUGUACUGGAUCAUUACUCAAUCUGUUCGAUGGAGUCUCAUUCACUUUUAUCCUUUCAAAGAAAGGCUUUCAAACAGAUAUGAGAACAUGUUACCGGGUAUGGACAUAUUUGUUUGCACCGCGGACCCGAUAAUGGAGCCGCCAACAUUGGUGAUCAACACAGUUUUAUCAGCAAUGUCCUACAAUUAUCCACCUGAGAAGUUGAGUGUUUACGUAUCUGAUGAUGGUGGUUCUGAAUUCACUUUCUAUUCUCUUUUAGAGGCUUCUCAUUUCUCUAAGCGUUGGAUACCUUUUUGCAAAAGGUUUAAUAUUGAACCAAGAGCACCAGAGGCCUACUUUUCCCAACAUUAUUCUUCUUCACUCCAAGAUAACAAAUUUGCUCAGGAAUGGUUGGUUAUUAAGAAAUUGUAUGAAGAUAUGAAAAACCGGAUUGAGUUAGCGGUUGAAGCUGGGAAAGUUCCGGAAGAAGCAAGGAAGCAACACAAAGGAUUCUCAGAAUGGAACCUCAACAUAAAAAAGAAUGAUCAUCAACCAAUUGUGCAGAUUUUAAUCGAUGGAAGGGACACAAGUGAAGUGAACAAUGAAGGAAGCCGCUUGCCAACAUUGGUGUACAUGGCACGAGAAAAAAGACCAAAUUGGCCUCACAACUUCAAAGCUGGAGCUAUGAAUGCCCUGAUAAGGGUAUCAUCAGAGAUAACCAAUGCACCCUUCAUUCUCAACUUGGACUGCGACAUGUACUCGAACAAUGCUGACACAAUCCAAGAGAUAUUAUGCUUUUUUAUGGACGAGAAGAAAGGCGAUGAGUUCGCCUUCGUUCAAUUUCCGCAGUACUAUAACAACACGACCAAGAAUGAUGUUUAUGCUAAUGUUUGUGCUGCAGCUAAUGAGGUUGAGCUUGCUGGAGUGGGUGGAUAUGGUGCAGCUUUGUACUGCGGCACCGGAUGCUUCCAUCGGAGAGAAAGUCUUAGUGGAGAGAAGUAUUCCAAGGGUAAUAGAUUCCAAUGGAACACAGAGGCCAAAAGGAACGAGGGAAAAAGUGUUAAUGAUUUGGAAAAAUCAUCAAAAGUACUUGCUAGUUGUUGCUAUGAGAAGGGUACACAAUGGGGGAAAGAGAUGGGAUUGAUGUAUGGUUGUCCUGUUGAAGAUAUUGUUACUGGAUUGGCAAUCCAAUGCAGGGGAUGGAAAUCAGUUCACUACAAUGCAGAGAGGAAAGCCUUUUUGGGCGUCGCGCCGACAACCCUAGAAGUCAGUCUUGUGCAGCACAAAAGGUGGUCGGAAGGCAUGUCUCAGAUAUUUUUGUCCAAGUAUUGUCCCUUCAUAUAUGGGCAUGGAAGGAUCAAAUUAGGUGCUCAGAUGGGGUACUCCAUAUAUUUGCUGUGGGCUCCAAUUUCCUUGCCAGUUUUGUUUUAUGUGAUUGUUCCUUCUCUUUGCCUGCUCAAAGGAAUUUCUUUAUUCCCGGAGGUGUCAAGUCCAUGGUUCCUGCCCUUCGCUUAUGUUUUCGUAGCAAAGAACGUUUUCAGCGCAUUGGAAGCCAUGAAUUGUGGUAGUACGCUGAAAGGUUGGUGGAACUUGCAGCGAAUGUGGUUGAUUCGAAGGACUAGUUCAUACUUCAUCGCUUUCCUGGACAUCAUCAAGAGGAAAUUAGGCUUAUCCGAAACAACAUUUGCCCUCACUGACAAAGUUGUCACAGAAGAUGUCUCAAAGAGGUAUGAGCAAGAGAUCAUGGAAUUUGGAAGCUCGAGUUUGAUGUUCACCAUAUUGGCAACAUUGGCACUGCUUAACUUGUUCACUUUGGUUGGUGGAAUCAUGAAGAUUCUCAUGGAUUUCGAUUCCAAGGCUCUAGAACAAUUGAUUUUGCAGAUUGUUCUGUGUGGGAUAAUAGUUGUAGUCAAUUUUCCGGUUUACCAAGCGCUCUUCAUCCGCCGCGACAAGGGCUGCAUACCAUCUUCUCUUAUGUUAAAGUCCGUUGUUUUGGCUUCCCUUUUAUGCCUUGUGCCUCUCUAUUAGAAUAUCUCAUUGUAACUUAAACAGUGUGUAAGUGAUAUGUGUUAGCAUUAUAACAUAUUUAAUAGAAUACAGGGAUUGUACUUUCCAAACAUACUUUAUUGCUGCAUAAAAUGUGACAUAAGCUUCCCUGCUUAUGCGCACAGAGCAAGAGAAACACUGUGUUAAGGUCCUCGUUAUAAUUUUACUUUUACCUAUAA
This is a messenger RNA of Morus notabilis, 2547 nucleotides long. RefSeq names its product cellulose synthase-like protein E6. Gene Ontology annotation, molecular function: cellulose synthase (UDP-forming) activity; mannan synthase activity. Gene Ontology annotation, biological process: plant-type primary cell wall biogenesis; cellulose biosynthetic process. The transcript has 8 exons. The record is from RefSeq and is a predicted model, not a curated record. NCBI's taxonomy places the organism in Eukaryota, Viridiplantae, Streptophyta, Magnoliopsida, Rosales, Moraceae. Gene Ontology annotation, cellular component: trans-Golgi network; plasma membrane. Bases 44 to 2350 code for a protein of 768 amino acids.